Emericellopsis cladophorae is the source of this 1290-nucleotide messenger RNA. RefSeq lists its product as uncharacterized. Gene Ontology annotation, cellular component: Golgi membrane. The transcript is spliced from 2 exons. Gene Ontology annotation, biological process: GPI anchor biosynthetic process. The record is from RefSeq and is a predicted model, not a curated record. Bases 1 to 1290 code for a protein of 429 amino acids. Lineage: Eukaryota; Fungi; Ascomycota; Sordariomycetes; Hypocreales; Bionectriaceae. Gene Ontology annotation, molecular function: glycosyltransferase activity.
AUGAUACCCAACAGCACGCUUUUUAUCCUUGGCCUCCUCUUUCUGUAUGCAGGACUCGUAGAGUACGCGCGACUCACGUGCUGGCGAGAUCCGACAUCGAAAUUCUACGCGCCCAAGCUCGCGCACACCCCCGCGUACUCGCGCCACAGGAUCCAUGAAGCCAAGAAAUACGCAGCCCAACUUGCGGCGGAGAAGCCAGAGAAGCCCGUCAAGAUGGGCAUUCCGGACUUGUGCGUGGGGAUCACGUCCGUCAGCAGAGACGGCGUGGCCUAUCUCAAGACCUCCCUCGCAUCUCUCAACCACGGCCUCAGCCCAGAAGAGCAGUCGCGCGUGCGCAUUGUCGUGCUCCUGGCGCAUACCAACAAGACGCAGCACCCGGACCACGAUGAGCCGUGGCUCCCCCUCAUGGCCGACAAGGUCGUCUACUACGACGACAAUGCCGACUGGCUGGACCUUGCGACGCGCAUAGAACUCGAAAACAACCAUCCCGUCAAACACAAGCUUGACUACUCCAUCGUCCUGGAGGAGUGUCAAAAAACCGGCGCACCGUACACCAUCAUGGCCGAGGACGACGUGAUCUUCCUCGAUGGCUGGCGACACCGCGUCAUGGAGGCACUUGACGCCGCGACGGAAAAAGCGUGGUCCUCUUCGCACAGAGAGUUCUUCUAUCUGCGGCUCUUCUGGUACGACCAGCUUCGUGGCUGGAACGCCGAAUCCUGGCCUACGUAUCUUUUCUGGUCGAGCAUGGUGGCAGGCUGCGUCGCGGGCGCACUGCACUUCACGCGGAAAGCGGUCCCCGCCGUGCGACGCACUCUGACACGCCCCAUCUGCGGACUGGUCAUCUUUGUCUUCACCCCGAUGCUGAUACUGCUGUACUUUGCGGCCGGACGCAACUGCAUGCAGCCGCCAGCCGAGGGCGUGACCGUCAUGGAGAGGAACGCAUGCUGUGGGCAGGGCCUCGCGUUUCCGCGCAACGUGAUCGAGCACGAGCUUCUGCCGUCCUUCCAUAACAACCGCUGGUCCGAGACGCCAGCGGACAGCUUCAUCGAGGACUAUGCGCGGGCGACGGGUGGUUUGCGCUACGCACUGACGCCGGUCAUCGUGCAGCAUGUGGGCGGCAAGAGCAGCUACGGCGCCAAGAGGGGCAAGCUGGGCAUCAUGACGCCCGGUAAGAUAUGGAACUUUGGCUUUGAGAGGCAUGAUCCCCAAGUGCUGGCGCGCGAGCAUGAACAGGUCCUGCAGGCGGAGAUGAUGGCACGUGAUCCUCGCGAGCGGGAUGAUGUCUUAUGA